Messenger RNA from Fukomys damarensis (Damara mole-rat), 3859 nucleotides. RefSeq names its product ZBED6 C-terminal like (gene Zbed10). The transcript is spliced from 2 exons. Lineage: Eukaryota; Metazoa; Chordata; Mammalia; Rodentia; Bathyergidae. Gene Ontology annotation, molecular function: protein dimerization activity. Gene Ontology annotation, cellular component: nucleus. The record is from RefSeq and is a predicted model, not a curated record. Bases 126 to 3275 code for a protein of 1049 amino acids.
UAACAUGCCAGUUGCCUGAGAUCCUGGAUCCAUCUAUUGGGGCUAUUGAGGAUUAAAGACCCUGAAGCUGUGGCCCAAGCCUCCACCCAUCUUCUCAUUGCCCCAAGCUUCCAAGCAUAUUGGAAAUGGAAAAAAUCAAAAAGCCCUCCAAGAGACAGAAACCCUCAGGACCAGUAGGACAAGAGCCUUGCGUGAGUGCCAGCACCCCUAUGACAAGACCUAAGAGCCCAGCCACCACCCUGGCCUGUCCCAGCCCUGAUUUGUGUACCAGAGCCACCAACACCUCUGGUAAGCUUGAGGCUGCCAGGGAAGGCCUGCCAGAGACUGAGGUCAAACUUGAUUUGGCUGACAGAGAGAACAAGGCCAGUAGAAGGAAAGCCAGACUCUCCAGCCCUGCAAAGAAGCGGGAAAGAGACUUGUCCCAGCGGAAGAGCAGCCUGUGCCCCCUGCCUGGUGGCACAACAGUCUCUGCACCUGGCCUGGACCAAGUUCACCUGGAGAAGCAGGUAGAAGGUGCCCUUGGCCUCCCUGCCUGCAAGGGAAAGAGAAAAACCCACUCUCUGGGAGGGCCUGAUCUUCAGCCCUCUGCGUCCCAUGCCAAGUGCUGGGCCAGCCCUGAGAGAAGUAAGCUAAAGGGGCCCUCUGGGGCCUGCAACCUCCAGCCUGUCCCUGGGUCAGAGCCUUCCGUGAGGCUUGAGAAGAGGAAAGUAUCCAGGCAGAAGGCACGUGGAUCGAAAGAGGAAGGGAUGAAGACAAGAAAGAAAGCAAGGUCCCUGCCGCUCAGCACUGGCUGUGCCCCAGCUGUGGUUCAUCCUCUCCCCCAACAACCCCAGAACACCAGUCCUAACAGGUUGGAGGCGAGCCAGGCCAAGGAGGAUGAGGCUGUGAGGCAGGCUGACAUUCUCCCAGCUAAUCUGGCCAGAGAGCUGCGGUACCCUAAGAAACGGAAGAAAAAGCAUUUGCUUUGUGGCGUGCUGGAGAAGUCAGGGCCCCAGCCAAGCCUCCAGGAGGCCCCCUCCUUGAAUCAAUUGGUUAGAGAUACAAAAGUAGAGACCCGGGGCUUAAAUUCUGCCCCACAUUCGCUGAGCCCUCUGCAGGCUCUACCAGAUGUCAGACAUUUCUUUACUGGAGGCUUCAAGAAUACCUACCGUGUCACCUGCAACCUGUGUGGUGCAAGUGUCAGGCGGGACAAAGCCAACGGGCAGUCCCGAGGCUCAGGCCUCAUCCGGCAUCUGACCAAUAAGCACAGCAUGGAGUGGGAGAGAAGGCCAGGCCCAAGCAGCCCAGGCCAGCGGCCAGCAGGGGCAGAGCAGGCACAGGACAAGGCUUUGCCCCCUGGUACACUCAGUCUUGGGGAGCCCAGAGACCCCCUAGAUGCUGUGCCCUUGGAGAACAGCAGCAAGGAGCCAACUCUGGACAGACCUGAGCAACUGCUCCUGGCCUUGCCACCCCUGCCCAAUUCUGGGGCAGUCAAAGACAGCCCAAGUGACACACAUGACCCCAGCUGGCCUCAGGGUCAAGCCUGGAAUCACAGGAUUGCAGAGCUUCUCUGUGGCCUGGUCUUGCCACUCUCCUUCGUGUCCUCACCGCCGUUCAGGAGGUUCAUGGCCCAGGUGGACCCUUGCUACUGCCUGCCCUCCCCGGCCUUCUUCUCCGACAAAGCCUUGCCCCUGCUGCACGAGGCCAUGGGUGACCAGGUGCUUCAGGAGAUGCAGUGGGCUGAGAGUGGCCAUGUCCACCUCACCACCUCUGUGUCAGCCCAGGACUCCAUGGUAAACUACAUGGCCAUCACUGCCCACUGGGUGGCCAGCAAACCUGCAACACCAAUGAGCCCACGAAAGCGUGCAGUGCUCUGGGUCCGGGGCCUGCCCCUGGAGAGAGCCGCUGAGGAUGGACAUCCCGAGCUGCUGGAGCAGAUCAGCCUGUGGCUGGGCCGUGGCUCCCUGCGGUCUGGUUUUCUGGUGUCAGGUGGCUGCCCCAGCCUGGAAUGGGCAGUGAGGGCUGAGGGUUACACCCACAUCCCUUGUUUCGCCCACUGCCUUGACUCCCUGGUGAGCAACUUUCUGUGUCACCACCAUAGUGUGCAGAUCAUCCUGAGCACCGCCAGGGCCAUCUGCAGCCAUUUCCAAGGCUCUGCAGAGGCCCGGAGCCUUCUUGGCCAGGUGCAGCAACAGUGUGGCCUCCCAACCCAGCAGCCUUUCGAGGAGCUCUCAGAUGAUUGGGGCUCAGCCUACCGCUUGAUGGAGUGGCUGGUGGAGCAGCAGCCUGCCCUACAGGCAUAUGCUGAGAGCCAGCAGCCAGGCAAGGCCGGCACUGCCCUGUCCGCCGUGUUCUGGAGCCUGGCAGACAGUCUGGUCAAGCUCUUGCAGCCCUUCCAGAUGGCAGUCCGUGAGGCCAGCAUGGCCCAGGCUUCUCUGAGCCAGGUGCUGCCCCAGCUGCGCUACCUGCACAUCUUCCUGGAGCAGGUCCACAGGCACUUCCAGGAGCAGAGCAUCGGGGAUGUGGGUGCAGCCUUGAGGCUGGCUGAGGGGUUGGCCCUGCAGCUCUCCACAGACCGCCAGCUCAAUGAGCUCUUCCACCGUGAGGAGUUUGUGUUGGCCACCCUGCUGGACCCACGCUUCAAGGGCAAGGUCGAGGCCAUCCUGCCUGAGGGGGCUGACAUCGACCACUGGAAGCAAGUCCUGGUGUACAAGGUGAAGGAGAUCAUGGUGACUGAAUAUUUGCCCUCCUCUAGUGCAAGGCACAAGGGCAUGCAUGCAAACACCACCAGGAGAGCCAGGGCCAAGCAGAAAGGCCAGAGGGAGUCUCUGCGCAGGCAGAGCAACCAUAGCCCCUUUCUGCUGGUGCAGGGGGAGAAGAGCCUGCUGGAGCAGUUGGAGAGUGUAGGCCUCUUGGCAUCCCAGAGCAGUGGGGCCUCACUCUCCACAGAGAACCACCUGGCCAGCGUCAUCGUCAGGAGGUACCUGCGGGACAAUGAGACCAUCGGGGCCCAGGAGGACCCACUGGCCUACUGGGAGAGGAAGCGCAGUUCCUGGCCAGCCCUGGCCCAGCUGGCAACCAUCUACCUGUCCUGCCCCCCCACAGGAGCCUUCUCAGAAGGCGUCUUAGCCUCCCUGGACAGCCCCACCAUUGUAGAACAGAAGCCCCCUCUCAAAGGAGAGGCCAUUGAGCACCUGCUUUUCCUGAAGACCAACCUAGAGAACUUCCCUCACUAUACCCCACCAUCCCUUGUCUUCUCUAGUAGUGACCCGGCUGAGGAGGAGCAGAACCCAUAACCUGCCUGGCGUGCUAGGGUGGGCACUCCUAGGCUGGUGCAGGCUGUUCCAGGAGCCUUGAGAGUUUGGAGGUACAGCCCGCAGUCUGUUGCUCACAGAGCUUACUCAGGGAACGCCUCCUGCAGCAGAUAAGUGUGGAGCACAGUGCUGUAUCCCAGAUUUUACCAUCUGAAUCCUGUCAGUAUAGGGACAGUGUCUCUGUCCUUGACAGGUUGCCAUGUUCUGCCUGUUGAUCCAUGUCUAUCCAGCAGUUCACAGAGGAAGGUCUUACUGGCUUCCUAUGUGGCUGUGAACUGUACUACAUGGCUUUUAAAACUGUGAUGUCAUAUAAAAUAUUUCAUACUAGUGAAUAUUAAGGACCUUGCAAAAGCUUAUCCGUGUGGAUAAGAAGCAGCCUUAGCCCAGAGCAGUGACCCAUGCCUGUAAUCUCAGCUACUUGGGAGGCUGAGGCAGGAGGAUCACAAGUUCGAGACCAGCCUGGGCAACUUUGGGAACAACCUUAUCUCAGGAUGAACUAUAAAAAGGGCUGGUGCUAUAGCUCAGUGGUAAAGCACCCUAGGUUAGAUCCCUAUACUCCUAAAAAA